CGUUGUUCACUGCUGCUCUUUAGAGUAAUUUAGGCUAGAGUUUCGUUUCGGUAGUAAAUAUUUUAUAUUAUAUUUUACAGUUACGUAUUUGUGUAGGAAGAUUGUUAUUUGAUAGAUAGAUUUAUAUCUCGUGAUCUCGUUAUCCCUAGACCUAGACGUUAUCUACAAUAUUAUUAUGGCGUUUAUAAUUCCAGAUAGUAUAUUAGAGACAUUACUUUGCAGUUUUUGUCAUAAAUAUUUAUCGGUGAAACCCAUAAAAGUUUAUCCAAACAGGCUUAUACAGUGUGGGAGAUGUGUUGAUAAUAAGGAACAAUCAAACCACAAAUCCGGAGGGGCAGAAUCACUAUAUGGAAUUAUUGCCGAAAACAUUUUAUUUAAAUGUGUUAACAAAUUUGAUGGUUGCCGAAAAUUAUUAAAAUAUUCUGGGGUGUGGCAUCACGAACAGGUGUGCUUGGAAAAAAUUCACAAGUGUCCUAUUUGUUCUGAAGAAAUCACAAGUUUUCUAAUGAUGCGACACUUUCAUUCCCACCACAAGGAUGCCAUAUUGGACUAUCCAGCACUUGUUUUCAACUUAAAUGACCAUUUACAAAUACCUCGUGCUUAUAUAUACCAAGAAGAAGAUAAUUUGUUUUUUCUGUAUAUUAGCUAUAGUAAGUCAGAAAAUGCAAUAAAAUUAGAUUUUGUUUAUAUGGGCAGCUAUGAACGCGCUAAAAAUAUAUACCAUCAAUUUACCGUAAGUAGUGAAAACAAAGAAUUUGAUAUUGUAUUGAACCAAAAAUCAUGUACUAAUGAUAUUGUUGUUGUGGAUAUAUCACGUAUGUCUAAUAUAUUACUAAUUAAAUUUAAAUUGAUUGAUCGCAAUCAAAAGAUUUUGACGAUACUAGGUAUUACUACUACUGCUGUGAUAAAACCUACACCCAAAAAUGAUCCACAAGGGAACCAAAUUGUAAAAUACCGAUCAGAAUUAAAUCUACAAUGUAUUAUAUGCCAAGAAUAUUGCAUUUUUUCAUUGUCUAAUUGUCCAAUUCAGACUUGCUAUAUCGACAAUCACAAUAAUUAUGUAUGCUACUAUUGCUAUCAGUGGUUCAAAUAUAAUGGAAAAUCUGGUCUAUAUUUUAAAAGACUAAUUCCUGAUGAAAUAAUUUAUAUAAUGAAGUUUUUCAAAUGGAAUUGUAGUAAUUGUUGUAUGGAUAUUAAAUUUCCAAAUAUGACAUCACAUGAAAUAAAGUGUAAACUGGGUAGACAAUUUAGUUGCCCUAUAAAAAAUUGUUGUAAAAAAGGAACUACUCACCAAAUGAUCGAACAUUUGAAAGUUCAUAAUUGUUUGGCAUUUUCGUCUCACUUUAAACUAUCUUUAAAUAUUUUAAGCUGCUAUGUGUUUGUAAACGAGUAUAUUGUAUAUUUAGAUUUAUCUUGUUCAGGAUCGGAAAAUUCUGUUAGGACAUAUAAUAUUCAGGUGGAACUAGUAACAAAAACUGACAAUUAUGAAAAAGAAACAACAAUGCAACCAUAUGUUCUGAUUUUUGACACCAACAAUGAACUUAUUAAUAAUUUGUCUGUAUAUAAUAAUGAAAUAUUUGUAAAAGUUAUUGUAAUCUAAUUAAACUAAAUAGUCUUCGUUGAACGUUACUGACUGUAUACCAUUAAUCACAAAAAAAUUUAUUGAAAAUCCUUCAUAAAAGGUAGGUAUAUACAGUGAUGAGCGUGCUAAUACCCGACAAAAUAACGCAAAAGAUGGAAAACAUAAUGCAUUGUGAAAUCAAAAGAAAUGAAACUAUGGUCUGUUUUUAAACCAAGAGGAGUAAUUCAAAUUUACCGCGCCAUAAUGCUUGUUUGUCAUUGGUCCAACCUCAGGCAAGUUUACUCCACUGUUACGAAAUUUUGACACUAAUAACAUUUAUGAAAUUUUGACACAACUGGCAUUUCAUGGGUUAAUUAAGUUAUAUCGCCGAUUUUUUGUGUUUUCUGCGUUAUUCCUUUAAUUUUUAAAUUUGUAGCCCACUUUUAUAUAAAAAGCAGUUGUUUUUAGAACUAUUUAGCGACGUAUUAAUAUAUCAUAAGUAUGGAUUACCGUCGAAUGCCGACAUGAUCAACAAAAAAAGAAGAUGUAUUUGGUGAUUUUUCUAGUGACUUUCUUGGGUGUUAUUCUUUUUAGUUUACUCCUCCUGGUUUAAAAACAAACCAAAGUAGAGGGGGAAAUUAUCGAUAUAAACGUAUAAAUUAGCAUUACAUUCCAUAGUUGCACAUUUAGACGUAUCAGAGGAGUAUGACAACUGUCACUGUGACAAGAGAAUUUUUAUAAAAUACUCCUGUCACAGAUGUCUAAAGGUGAAAAACUAUGUAAUGUAAUGUUAAUUUAAACGUUUAUAUCGAUAAUUUCCAAUUCUACUGGUUUUAUCUCUUUUUAUUUCAAAAUGUAUUGGCGAUCUUAAGUCAUAAUGACGACCUCUCGUGAAUUUCGGCAGAACUAAAAUUGAGGGUGUUUUUCUUCUUUUUUUUUAUUGGCCUACUAUAGUGCACGGUUAUUAGACAUUUACUACGGUUGUCUUGUCCGACGGUGGUGGGAGACUUAAAUUUUUGACUUUACGUCACAAGAAUAGGUACACAAUCUCAUAUUUUUAAAUGAUUUUCGUCCAUUGAAUGUGUAUUAUUGUGUAUGUAUGUGUAUUAUUUGUGUUAUUAUUUAUCUUAUAUAUCCUAGUUUAUAUUUUUGUAUUUGUAAUUUUGGUGUUGUUUCCCGUAAAAACUUAGUUUUAAUUAUUCAUGAAGUUAUUUAUUAUAUGUAGUUGUACAUCCUACCUAUUGUAGGAGCUUAAGAGGAUCGGUACGUAUUUUCGGCUGCAAUGCUAUUCAAAUGGGGAUUCAUUUUUUUCGAAUCCUGAGAAAACUAAUAAGUAUUUUUGAAAAAUUUAAACGCAAAAUGAAAGAUUACGUUAUUAGCGAGGGCGGAAAGUCCCAGAGAACUUCUAUAAUGUUUAUUUUAAUUAGUUACAGGGGUGAAAAACUAGGAGAAAAUGUAGUGUGAUUUUUAAUUUCAAAUAUCUCAUUCGAAAGAAACUUCUUAUAUAUUUUAAGGGACUUUCGGCCCUCGAUAAUAAUUAUGUCUUUCAUUUUGUGUUUAAACUUUUUAAAAAUAUUUAUUAGUUUUUUCAGGAUUCGAAAAAAAUGGACACCAUGUCCGUGGAAAUCGAACAUUCGCUAUCUUUGUCAUACAACGCACUCAGUCGAAUAUAAUGUUAUGACAAGACUCAAGACAGUGACAAGUAGAGAUGUGUCCGACCCGCUAUUUUGAUAUAGCAGUUCAUUCUCCUACUGCUUUUUAACGCUUUUACGAUGAUAAUAAAAUCAAUCAAAGAGUUGUUUAUUAAAUAGUAUUGAUAGUGUAUUUGAAAAAUAAUAAUUGAUUUAAGGCGUAAAAUUAAUAAAAAGUUAUUUAUUGUUUAUAUAUUAUUUAUGGAUAAUCCAAGUCUUUCAAAUCAUUAAAGUUCAAAUAAAGGUAUCAUUUUAUAAGAGUUUGUUCC
Molecule: messenger RNA, 3521 nt
Organism: Diabrotica virgifera virgifera (western corn rootworm)
Lineage: Eukaryota; Metazoa; Arthropoda; Insecta; Coleoptera; Chrysomelidae
Exons: 2
Coding region: 176-1600 (474 amino acids)
Biological process (GO): multicellular organism development; proteasome-mediated ubiquitin-dependent protein catabolic process
Cellular component (GO): cytoplasm
Molecular function (GO): zinc ion binding; ubiquitin conjugating enzyme binding; ubiquitin protein ligase activity
Source: RefSeq, a predicted model, not a curated record